UUGACUCCCAACGCGACCUCGCCUUUCCCCUACAUCGCCUUUCUUCCACUCAACCAGCUUCAUCACAUCUGGCCUGAAACGCAGCCUCAACCCACUUUUCAUUGCCUACCGCAUCUGUCCGACAAAGCGUUGAGUUUGCGACCCCAAUGGAACCUUUUCACUCGCAGCAAGUCGGCGAAAGGCAGCGAAAAAAUGAAGCGCAAGUCGCGAGUAUGAUGGCGUUCGACGACAGUCUCUCCGCAAUAGAUCUGGACGGCGAUCCAAAACACUUGCGAGAACCAGGCCAGCACCCCAAUGUACUGUCAGAGGAUGAAGAGGCCGCGCUCGAUACAGGCUCCGAGCGCGUCUGUCGGUUUCCGACCCUCCCCUCAACCGAAAGUUCCGUGUCGCAGUCCCAAGGCUUCCCAUCGACAGCCAUGCCAUCCCCUGCCCGCCAAAAGCCGUGGAAACCUCACCACAGAAGGCAGCGCAAGCUGACCCAUCGAGGCGUCAUGGGCAAUGCGACUCCCGGCAAUGCCUUGCCCAGUAGUACCCUGCUCUCUAGCAUCUCCCUGCCCAACUUCCCCACACUUUGGGACCAUGAGGGAAGCGGGGAGAAUGCCGGCGAAGCUUGCCCUUUAGCUUCUGCUGGUAGUGAAACGUCAGCCGCCAAUGAGGCCGAGAUUAAGAGACAAAAGCACGCUCGCUGCGUCGCGGCGUGGAAGGAGCUUCAGGCCGAGAUGAAAAGACGGAGGCAGGCACGCCGCACUGGCAACGAUCUUGCUGCUGCUGUUGAGCAGAUGCAGCUUUAG
Molecule: messenger RNA, 791 nt
Organism: Podospora pseudocomata
Lineage: Eukaryota; Fungi; Ascomycota; Sordariomycetes; Sordariales; Podosporaceae
Exons: 2
Coding region: 147-791 (214 amino acids)
Source: RefSeq, a predicted model, not a curated record